ACCCUAUCGAACGCAGGCAGGCAGGCAGGCAGGUAGGUCCCAGCACAGAAAAAGCAAAACAUGCCGCGCUCCAUUUCUUCAACCUAACGCCUUCAUCCAUAUACUGUUUCUUCUCUGCUUAAUCCUACAUCCCUUCCACCAUUACCUCUCACACUUAAGCUCCAAGAAACCCUCAAAAAAUGGCGUCUUUUUCUCUCAUUUUCACUCUGGUUUUUCUCUACUGUCUAAUGUCGACGUGGGUUGUUUCUCAGCAGCAGGAGCAGCAACCAGUUCUUGACUCGUUUGAGCAGGAAUCGGUGUACCAAGUUCUGUCCUCCAUCAACUCCUCCAUCCCUUGGCGCUCCCUCUUCCCCGAUGAUCUCUGCUCCUCCGCCCCGCAUGGCGUCGUUUGCGACUACUUCUCUGAUGAGUCGACCAACGACGUUUCGGUUCACAUCACGGAGUUGAGUUUUGGAUACGUCUCGGAUUUCACUCCUAACCCACCUUGUUCUCCCAACUCGACUCUCAACCCGCUCCUCUUCACCUCUUUCAAGCAUCUCCGGAAGCUCUUCUUCUAUAAAUGCUUCACCGAAACUCCGGUCUCAGUCCCCGGUGUCUCACCCACUUUCGCACAAACGAUCGAGGAGCUCGUGUUUAUCGGAAAUCCGGCUUUGGUGGGUCCUUUGAGCGACAUGGUCAGUAAUUUCACGAGCUUGAGGAGGCUUGUUUUGACGGGCAAUGGGCUUUACGGAAACAUUCCUGAUGGGGUUGGGGAUUUGGUUAACUCUGAAGAGAUUACUCUCUCUAUGAACAAUCUAAGCGGCGAGGUUUCUUUGAAUUUUUCUAAGUUGAAGAAACUUAAGGUUCUUGAUUUAAGUGGCAAUGGUCUCGUCGGAAAUGUCCCUGAACGAGUCGGUAAUCUCACCCAACUUUUGAAGCUAGACCUCAGUUCAAAUGGGUUUUCCGGGAAAAUCCCAGAGAGCUUGGGAAAUUUACAGAGCUUGGAGUUCAUGGACCUGAGCUUCAACCGGUUUGCUAAUUUCGGGAUUCCAUUGUUUCUAGCAGAGAUGCCCAGACUGAAGGAAGUGUAUCUGAGUGGGAAUUCACUCGGCGGACAGAUCCCAGAAAUAUGGGAAAAACUGGAUGGAAUUCUGGGGAUUGGAUUUUCCAGCUUGGGACUUGAAGGGAAAAUCCCAGCUUCCAUGGGAGUCCACCUGAAGAACUUGUGCUACCUCGGGCUAGACAACAACAAUCUCCGAGGAAAAGUGCCAGAGGAAUUUGAAUUCCUGGAAUUUGCCAGCGAAAUCAAUCUGGAGAACAACAAUUUGAGUGGGAGAGUUCCAUUCUCAGCCAAAUUCACUUCCAAAGUUGGUGGAAAACUGAGAUUGAAAGGAAACCCUGAACUCUGCAUUGAUGAGGAUCUCAGCAGUGGAAAAAGAUCUUCCAGUCUGCAGCAAUUGAAGCUGUGUACCAAACCAGAUAUCCCCAUUCAUGUCCUUCCUUUAGGAGCUGCAAAUUCUGGGUUUUCUUCUUCUUUCUCUCAUCUUUUGGUUCUGUUCUUGUGUUUCUUGCUUAUCAAGUAUUAAGAGUACCAUUAGGAAAUUCACGUAAACAAUAGAGGUUAAUUGCAGAG
This is a messenger RNA of Rubroshorea leprosula, 1612 nucleotides long. The record is from the annotation of a GenBank genome assembly. Lineage: Eukaryota; Viridiplantae; Streptophyta; Magnoliopsida; Malvales; Dipterocarpaceae.